Molecule: messenger RNA, 360 nt
Organism: Cyclocybe aegerita
Lineage: Eukaryota; Fungi; Basidiomycota; Agaricomycetes; Agaricales; Hemipholiotaceae
Source: the annotation of a GenBank genome assembly
AUGCCCGAUAUCAUCUCCUGGCAAGACUGGAUUCUGUCGGGCGGCGUGUACGACAGCGUCUCAGAUUCUUUUAGACGUGACCCCCCGUCCAGGAACGAUGUUGAUGAUGUGCAGCCACUGCCUCAGCUUCAAUCUACGAUGUCUGCAGGGAACACGGGCAGCGAGUCGUCUGGUGGACACACCCUAGCGCUGAAUGAAGAUGUCAUUUCUCAAAUUCUCGAGGCGACGUGGGCCUCUCCAUCGUGGAAGGCCUGUCAGAUGGAAGGCACGAGCUGGGAUGGGACUGCAGAAGAGAACAUACAGAAUUAUGUCUCCUCCAUCGGCGUAGAAGACCCGGACUCGAAUCGUGAACAGCCUUGA